Phycodurus eques (leafy seadragon) is the source of this 6149-nucleotide messenger RNA. RefSeq names its product strawberry notch homolog 2b (gene sbno2b). Lineage: Eukaryota; Metazoa; Chordata; Actinopteri; Syngnathiformes; Syngnathidae. The coding region runs from base 278 to 5020 and encodes 1580 amino acids. The transcript is spliced from 32 exons. Gene Ontology annotation, cellular component: nucleus. Gene Ontology annotation, biological process: regulation of DNA-templated transcription. Gene Ontology annotation, molecular function: chromatin DNA binding; histone binding. The record is from RefSeq and is a predicted model, not a curated record.
AAUGGCACCCUCUCAAUCAGGAAGUAAAGAAAAUAAGUAGCGGCGGAUAAGUUGGAUAAAAUUCCACAUUUCCGUCGAUUUGACGCCGGUCGCGACUCAACAUCUGCCCGCGUGCUCGGGGUUCGAACUGGAACGAAGAAAAGGCGGCGAAACGAUCAUGGAGAGUAUUUUUCCGUGCUAGAGGUACAAUCUGGGACCCAGCCAGCAGCAUCGGCGUUGGCAGAUUGGGCCGUAGCAAAAGUCAUCUCGUCGUGAUCAUGUGUGCAACUCCAGUCUGAUGCCCACCCUCCCCUCAGCGCUGGCCAUGGACGGGGAGAACUACCUGCAUCCAGAAGGCCCUCAGGUGGACACUAGCUUGUUCUCUGUAGCCUCCUCAAACAUGGAGAGUUCCCUCUUUGCCUCUUCUGGCUCCUGGAGAUCCUUUUCUCAGCAGGCUGGAUAUAGCGUGCACUGCCCUAUGCAAUCUGGAAACCAGCAAUACCACUUGAACAGCAGCAGCGCUACCACCGCCACAACACCGGAUGUGCACCUUGACAUGUACUCUGCGUUCUCAGAUAUGGAUUUCUCCUGCCUCAACCCCCCCAGGAAUGGCGAUUUCUCCCAGGAUCUGUCCUGCAUCGAUGACCUCUCCACCAAUUCCCUGUUCUCUUCUCCGGCCGACUCACUGUCAGAGUAUGCCGACGCCCAGUCCUUCAUCAGCACCGACCACCUGGACACGGUGCCCACGCUCUGGGAUGUCAGCACAAGUACCACCGCCGCCACCACACCAGCACAGAGCCAGCUGGAGCUUAAAGGCACCAGCACGUUUCAGGGCUUGGCCAGUUUGGAUGAUAUAACAGCUAUAAUCUGCACGCCACCUUUAGGAGGAUUUCAGACUCAGAGAACUCAGUUACCCCCGGAGGAGGAGGAGGAAGCAGAGGAAGAGGAUUCAGAGGAACUAGGCCAUGUCGACACGUAUGCCGAGUACAGACCUUCCAAAUCAACUAUCGGAAUUUCCCAUCCCGACAUAGUGGUGGAGACCAACACGCUGUCUAGUGUCCCUCCUCCGGACAUCACAUACACUCUGUCUAUACCCGAGUCUACCAUUAACAGCGGCCUGCUGUCCGCCCUGCAGCUAGAAGCCAUUAUCUAUGCCUGUCAGCAACACGAAGUCAUCCUACAGAACAACCAGCGAGCAGGCUUCCUGAUUGGCGAUGGGGCCGGCGUGGGUAAAGGGCGUACUGUUGCGGGAAUCAUCCUGGAAAACUACCUUAAGGGAAGGAAAAAAUCACUAUGGUUCAGCAUAUCCAAUGACCUGAAAUUUGAUGCAGAGCGAGAUCUCAAAGACAUAGAUGCACCGACUAUUCCUGUGCAUGCCUUAAACAAAAUUAAGUAUGGAGACACAGCUACCUCAGAAGGAGUCCUCUUUGCGACCUACUCUGCGCUGAUUGGCGAGAGCCAGGCGGGAGGGCAGCACCGCACGCGGAUUAAACAGAUCCUGGACUGGUGCAAACCGGAUUUUGACGGAGUUAUUAUUUUUGAUGAAUGCCACAAAGCCAAGAAUGCCACGUCAACAAAGAUGGGCAAGGCAGUGCUUGAUCUGCAAAACAAGCUGCCGCGGGCCAGAGUGGUCUAUGCCAGUGCCACAGGUGCCUCAGAGCCAAAGAACAUGAUCUACAUGAGCCGCCUGGGUAUCUGGGGUGAGGGCACGCCCUUCAGGGCCUUUGAUGACUUCCUGCACGCCAUCGAGAAGAGAGGUGUGGGCGCCAUGGAAAUUGUUGCUAUGGAUAUGAAAGUGAGCGGGAUGUACAUCGCCAGGCAGCUGAGCUUCUCAGGGGUGUCUUUCCGCAUUGAAGAGAUCGGACUGGACAGCGACUUCAAGCUGGUCUACAAUAAAGCCGCCAAACUGUGGGCAGAGGCACUGCAGGUCUUCAUGCGCGCCGCCGACGACCUGGGCCUGGUCAGCAGGAAGUCACUGUGGGGCCAGUUCUGGUCAUCUCACCAGCGCUUUUUCAAAUACCUCUGUAUUGCUGCCAAGGUCCGCUGCCUAGUGGAGUUGGCCAAGAAAGAGCUGGAGGCAGGAAAGUGCAUCGUCAUUGGCCUGCAGUCUACUGGGGAGUCGCGCACCAGAGAAGUUCUAGACGAGAAUGACGGUCAUCUUGACAGAUUCGUCUCUGCCGCAGAGGGAGUGUUCCAGUCCCUCGUUACCAAACAUUUUCCCUCUGAGAAGCAGCGGCGAGAGAAGGCACCCGGGAAUAAGAGAAAGCGUAAGCCUCGAGGGCGCCAUCCCAAGGUACCCAAGCACACGGUGGACAGCGGCGGUGUCAUCAGCAUCAACAGCGACGACAGCAGCACUGACUCUGACGGCAUGGACACCGAUUCUAACUCCUCACCAGACUCGCUGUUGGACAACGAUGAUGUCAUCUUUGUCAACCACACGAGCUGCCACACUGUCAGGAUAGAGGAGAUGAAGCAGGGUCUUCUCAACAAGAUAUCACAGCUGGGAAAAGAACUACCUCUCAACACUUUGGACGAGCUUAUCGAUAAGUUCGGCGGCCCUGAUAAAGUCUCUGAGAUGACCGGGCGUAAGGGUCGUGUGGUGCGGCGUCUUGACGGUAGCGUCCGUUACGAGUCACGCGCUGAGCAGGGGCUCACGAUCGACCACAUCAACAUCAAGGAGAAAGACCGCUUCAUGAGUGGAGAGAAGCUGGUGGCCAUCAUCUCCGAAGCAGCCAGCUCUGGAAUUUCCCUCCAGGCGGACAAACGCGUGAAAAACCAGCGGCGUCGCGUCCACAUGACAUUGGAGCUACCUUGGAGCGCAGACCGGGCCAUUCAGCAGUUUGGCCGUACCCAUCGAUCAAAUCAAGUGACGGCUCCAGAGUACAUAUUCCUCAUUUCGGAGCUAGCCGGUGAGAGACGUUUCGCCUCGAUCGUGGCAAAGAGAUUGGAGAGCCUGGGCGCAUUAACACACGGAGACAGAAGAGCGACUGAAUCAAGAGACCUGAGCAAGUACAACUUUGAGAACAAGUAUGGUACCAAGGCUCUGGAUAAAAUCACCAAAGCAAUACUGGGGUACAUAGAGAACAAGGUGCCUGUGCCCAAAGGUUACCCUGGAGGUGACGCCAUGUUCUUCAGAGAUAUGAAACAUGGAAUGAUGGAUGUGGGCAUCUUCUGUAGGGAGUCACGCUUCGGCAUCAGUACAGAGAAAGACUGCAGCAUUACCAAGUUCCUAAACCGCAUCCUGGGUCUAGAGGUCCACAAGCAGAACCAUCUCUUCCAGUACUUCACAGACAAUUUUGACUACCUAAUCGAGAAGGACAAGAAGGAGGGCAAAUAUGACAUGGGCAUCUUAGAUCUGGCUCCAGGUAACGAUGAGAUUUACGAGGAGAAGCAAGAAAUUUUCAUGACAGUUGGAAACCCUCAGGAUGGCCAGGUGGUUCUUUACAAGAUCAGUGUGGACAGAGGUAUGCCUUGGGAUGAAGCCAACAACAGGUUUCUCAAUCUCACUGGUGCUGACGAGGGCUUUUACUUGUCCCAGAAGCUACGAGGUAACCAGCCGUGCGUGCUGCUCGCUGAGCAAGGGAGAGGCAGGAACUUUAUUGUCUACAAGCCCAACAUCGGCAAGCAGACUCACACCGAGAGCCUUGACAACCUGCAGCAACGCUAUCGGAAGGUGACUCCAGAGGAGGCCAAGGACUGCUGGGAGAGCCAGUUCAGCUUCUCCUUGAAGAAGUGUAGCCAUGCUAACUGGAACGGCAAGUGCAAGAAGGUCGAGGAGGGCCAAGAGUGCUUCCAGGGCAUGCGUCUCCGCCAGUACCACAUGCUGUGCGGCGCUCUACUGCGCGUGUGGAAGCGUGUGUCCGAUGUGGUGUCCGACAUCACCAGUUCCAGCAUCUUGCAGAUUGUUCGCCUCAAAACCAAGCAACACAACAAGCAAGUUGGCAUCAAGAUCCCCGAGAACUGCGUGGCCCGGGUACGCGAUGAGCUCCUGCUAAUGGACGAGGAAGUGAAGCGGAGGCGCAAGGAGCGCGAGAAGCAGGCUAUGGAGCAGCGUCUGGCUGAGGAGCGCAUGCGCAAGAUGGAGCAGGACAAUAAGCACCUACUGGCCAAUUUGUUCAGCCAGAAAGCGAUGCCCAACCAGUCCCUGGCCCAGUCGCUGGUCCACAGCCAGCUCUUCAAGCAGAAACUGAACCCGCUGCAAAAGACACAGAUGGCGGGCUUUUCUCAGCUACAGAGGGUGCAGGCUGUCUUGCAGCAUCAGCAGCAGCACCCCCAGGGUCAAGGUCUGCUGUCUUUACCGAGGACAAAUCACCAAGUGACUCCGAGCGGCUGGCCCGGCAAGUCGGCCGCCUCCAAGCAGCCCGUUGUGCGAAACACGGUCGUUCACGGGUCCAACUUCUCCCAGUUUUACCCCCAGUCCUUCUUACCCCCCUUCACACAACCGCUCCCAGUGCACCAGAUGGCAUGCUUGUCUUCCCAGAAGGCCCAGGAGGAGAUCCUGGACCUGACUGCCAGCUCGCCGUCGCCCUCUCCGGACAGCAGCGAGGGGGGACUGGCUCUGGACAGUCUGACGGGACCCGCCAGAGCGUUCGCGGACGACUUCAACUUAGAGUCGUUCAUUUCGCAGACGGUCGCUCAGCUACCGCCGCCUCCCCCUCCUCCGCCUCCGCCUCCACCUCUGUCUUUGAACCACAACCACCUGACCAACAACCACCAGGACUUGCUGGAUCUCUUCGACCUGCCCCUCUCACCACAGAUGCCCACCCAGAAAGUCUGCCCUUCCUCUUCCGCCUCCUCCACCACCUCGUCCACCUCAUCGCUCGUCCAAAGCUCGCUCUUCUCCAACCCCCCUUCCUCCUCUUCCUCUCAGUUUGCACCCUCUCGCUUCCCCAACUAUCUCCUGCCCCAGUCGGACUCGCUCCCCCUGCCCAACGGCCACUGCAGCUCGGGCGCUCUAGACGUGCGCGAGGCUCUGAACAGCAUGCUACAGGCGGCAGGGUCCGACCGCAAGUCCGUCAUUCACUACCGCCAGCAAGACUGAUGCUUUAAUGUCCUGUCUCGUUUUUUUGUGUGUGUAAGCAGAUUUUAGCACGCGCCUCCACUGCUGUGCGGGACCUUCUAGUCAAUGUCACUGCCUGUCCUGCUCACACUCUUCUCUCUAACCAUCCAUAGUCCUCGCCUGCUCCCUGUAUUGGAUACCCGCACCCCAAAGUGCGUCCUCCAUGGCAGCUCUAAUGCAAACUUGACUUUACGAAACUCUUCUGGAGCUGUCAUAACGAAACAAAAAAAGUCCUUUAACUGAUUUGACGCUGGAAUCUUUUUUUUUUUUUUAUUAUUGCUUUACUCGAGCGAGGCACUAGGUGGCAACGAACUGGAAUAUACAAGAGGAAGAAAUCAAAGCUGACAAAACCGUGAAAUGCCUCCUUUUUGUCCGUUUAGUCCUCCCCACACACACACAACACAGUCUCCUUUUAUUUGUUUGUGUGUUCAAGGAAGAAAAGGAGAAGGAAAGCAGCAGUCUGCUAACAGUGCCUUUCAGAGAAAUCUAAAAAUGCAGUCUUUAAAAUCAAAAACAAAAAAAUCUAUGUAGCCUAAUGUAUAGAUUUGUAUUUUAAUUUAAAUAUGGUAUAUUUGUAUUUAAAUCUUUUCGUCCCUUUGUGUUACACUAUGCUGGUGCCGGGUUCCAAGGACAGGCCUCUGUGAAGCCUCAACUGUGAGUGCGUUUGUGUGUGUGCGUGGCGUGCAACACCAACAACAAGCGUUCUGAGCAGAAGGUAUCCAAAAAUAUCACCACCCUUUUUUUAAAAAUUAAUUUUUAAACUGACGAUAACACAGAGAUUUGACUCCUGGUGUGAUUUGAAAUUUCUCAGGAAAGUCUCAAGUGCUUUUGGUCUUGUUGUUUAAUUUUGUGCGUGCGUGCUUUGUGUGUGUGUGUGUGUGUGCAUGUGCAAGUGUGUGUCGGUUGUGUUGGGUCAUUAAAUAUAUAGAGAAGUCAUUUAUGUUGUGUCAAAAGAAAGGCCCUUCUCGUCACACUUAAGACUUGUAGACUUUCAAUUUAUAUUUUCUUGUCAACCAAGUGAAAAAGCUCUGUAAUAGCUCCCCCCUCUUUGUCAAAAAGCCCAUUGUCACUCUACUAAAAAAAAAAAAAAAAAAAAAAAACAACAACAAAG